Molecule: messenger RNA, 1496 nt
Organism: Morus notabilis
Lineage: Eukaryota; Viridiplantae; Streptophyta; Magnoliopsida; Rosales; Moraceae
Product: protein TRANSPARENT TESTA GLABRA 1
Exons: 2
Coding region: 103-1125 (340 amino acids)
Cellular component (GO): nucleus
Molecular function (GO): protein binding
Source: RefSeq, a predicted model, not a curated record
ACCAUCCGGUCUUUCUUCGUCUUAAACCACCAUUCCACCAACAAAAAGCCCCAAAACUUUCCCGAGAAAAUCCCUGCAAUUUUCCGUUAUUGUGGCGAGAAAAUGGAGAACACGACGCAAGAAUCCCAUCUCCGAUCCGAAAAUUCCGUGACCUAUGAAUCCCCUUACCCUCUCUACUCCAUGGCCCUCUCCUCCUCCUCUUCCCAAUCCCGAACCCGCAACCACCGCAUCGCCGUCGGCAGCUUCAUCGAGGAAUACGCCAAUCGCGUUGACCUCCUUUCCUUCGACGCCGAAACCCUAACCCUAACCGCCCACCCGGAGCUCUCCUUCGACCACCCGUACCCUCCGACGAAGCUCAUGUUCCACCCUUCCUCUGUCCAGAAGUCCUUCGACGUCCUCGCCUCCUCCGGCGACUACCUCCGCCUCUGGGAGGUCCGCGACACCUCCAUCGAGCCGAUCUCCGUCCUCAACAACAGCAAGACCAGCGAGUUCUGCGCCCCGCUGACGUCAUUCGACUGGAACGACGUCGAGCCGAAGAGGAUCGGCACCUCCAGCAUCGACACGACCUGCACCGUCUGGGACAUCGAGAAAGGCGUCGUUGAGACGCAGCUCAUUGCGCACGACAAGGAGGUCUACGACCUCGCCUGGGGAGAGGCUAGGGUUUUCGCCUCCGUCUCCGCCGACGGAUCUGUCAGAAUCUUCGAUUUGAGGGACAAGGAACACUCCACGAUCAUCUACGAGAGUCCGCAGCCCGAUACGCCCUUGCUUAGGCUUGCUUGGAACAAGCAGGACUUGAGGUAUAUGGCGACGAUUCUCAUGGACAGCAAUAAAGUUGUGAUCUUGGAUAUUCGGUCGCCCACGACGCCGGUGGCAGAGCUGGAGAGGCACCGAGCGAGUGUCAAUGCUAUCGCUUGGGCUCCGCAGAGUUACAGACACAUUUGCUCCGCCGGGGACGAUACUCAGGCCCUGAUUUGGGAGCUUCCCACGGUGGCCGGACCCAGUGGGAUUGAUCCUAUGUCAAUGUACUCCGCCGGCGCCGAGAUCAAUCAGCUCCAGUGGUCUGCCGCGCAGCCCGAUUGGAUCUCCAUCGCCUUUGCUAACAAAAUGCAGCUUUUAAAAGUUUAAGGGGAUUCCUGUGGUAGAUGGAGAUGAUGUUUCAUGGAUGUGCAGUGAAGUUAAGCAAUCAGUAAAUAUUUAUUCAGGACUGGCAAGAGAUGUUUUGACGUUCAAGGAAGAGAUUUAGUUCUCGCUUUUAGCUCGGCUACAAGAGAUUAGCUUUUUUAACUUAUGAAAGCAGAUUGUUGUUUAAUUGUCAAUUUCUUGUCCUCAGGAUAUUAGUCUGAUGUUCCCAUGUGCCUUUCGUGUAUCCAUCUUUUUUUUUAGCCAUUGUUAUAGGCUUCCCUGCCCUCUCAUCCCUCUGUAUGUAAUCCUUUGUCGUUGACAGUGUUUUAGAGAAAGAAAAGGUGAAGAUAAAAAAAGCUUUUGAAGUUCUGUUA